CAUUCCAUUCCCCCCCUCUUUAUUUAUAUGUCUCUCACCAAUAACCUUGCAACCAACACCUCUUUCCCUGCACUUAUUAUAUGCACUAUUUCCUUCUCUCUUUCAUCUCUCUCUCUCUCUCUCUCUCUCUCUCUCUCUCUCUCUCUCCACCCCCCAAUUAUUGGCACCCAACAGCAGUGUAUACAAGCUAGGUUGAACUUUCUGAAAAUUAAUUAAAGCAAUUAAGAAGAUCAGAAAUGGAGAUGGAAUGUUGUGUCCCUCCAGGUUUCAGAUUUCAUCCAACUGAGGAAGAGCUUGUAGGGUACUACCUGAAGAGGAAGAUCAACUCUUUGAAGAUUGAUCUAGAUGUAAUCACUGACAUUGAUCUCUAUAGAAUGGAGCCAUGGGACAUUCAAGACAGGUGCAAGUUGGGAUACGAAGAGCAGAGCGAGUGGUAUUUCUUCAGCCACAAGGAUAGGAAGUAUCCGACGGGGACUCGGACGAACCGAGCCACGGCCGCCGGAUUCUGGAAAGCCACUGGAAGGGAUAAGGCUGUGGUGAACAAGGAGGAGCAGAUCAUAGGGAUGAGGAAGACGCUGGUAUUCUACAAAGGCAGAGCUCCCAAUGGGAGGAAAACUGAUUGGAUCAUGCAUGAAUAUCGCCUUCAAACUUCUGAACAUGGACCACCUCAGGAAGAAGGAUGGGUUGUUUGUCGAGCAUUCAAAAAGCCAAUUCCAAACACAAAGCCAUAUAAUGAUGGUUGGAACUACAAGUAUUCUUAUAGGCCUCCAUCAAUUUCUGACGACAUAUCAUCAACUAAUCCAUUAUUAUUGCAUGGCAUCAACACAUUCAACAAUAAUCAAGCCAUCACAAAUCGUCACCAAUUCCCUAAUUUCCAGCUGCCACCCCAUCACCACCAAGACGGCCUGAUCCUGCCCCCCGCCGCCGCCGGCAAUGGCGACAACCACCUGGUCGAACUUCCCCAGCUCGACAGCCCCACGAUGUCGACAAGUUUUGCGACGAAAGAUGGGACGUUCGUCGCAAAUGAAGAUGGGGAGGUUGAGAAGCAGCUAGAGAAUUACGGCGACGAAUUUCAGAAUUGGAAGAAUAUUGUGGAGGACAGGUUUCUUGAAGUGCCACUUUCGGCGACGACUGACCCACUGCUACCCGCUUCUUCAUUCCCUAACGUAAACAUGCCAUUGAUCAUUAGCGACGAUUCUCAACAUCAUAUAAGCCACCUCCUCCAGUGUUUCCCAGAUUUAUAGCUCCAACGCUCCCAUUGCAUGGACGUGAUGAUAUAUCGUUCCCUCAUAUAUAUAUACAUAUAUAUACUAUAUAUAUAGUGAAAUAUUAUUGUUUGUGAUUAAUAACAGUCCUCUCAACAACUGAUCAAAAGGGCAUGUUUUUUUAAGGCUGCCGGUCUGAACCAAUGAGAUUUAUAGAGGAUAUAAAUUAGCCGGGGCUACAGCAAAUUAAGCCUGCAGGAGCCUUGGCCAUGCAUAUAUCUUCAAUGGUUCGUCCACCAAUUUGACUGUUUAGUUAUGGUAUUUCAAUUCUGCAAUAAUAAUUGUGUUGUUUAAUUCAA
Ipomoea nil (Japanese morning glory) is the source of this 1564-nucleotide messenger RNA. RefSeq names its product NAC domain-containing protein 30-like. Gene Ontology annotation, biological process: regulation of DNA-templated transcription. The transcript has 4 exons. Gene Ontology annotation, molecular function: DNA binding. Bases 237 to 1244 code for a protein of 335 amino acids. Lineage: Eukaryota; Viridiplantae; Streptophyta; Magnoliopsida; Solanales; Convolvulaceae. The record is from RefSeq and is a predicted model, not a curated record.